UGGCGAUACAUAUCUUUCCCCUUGAAAUACUCUGCCUUGGCGCCUGAACCAACAGCAGCUUUCGCUUCUCCUCGCCGGAGCGCCAAGAAACCAAGAACCCACCGCCUCUGCUCUCCAGCGGCAGAUGGAGCAGUUCCAGGACGGCCACCACGUGCGGCUGCGGAGCCGCGAGCGCGGCAUGUACCUGCACGCCGACGAGGACGGGCGUGGCGUCUCCCUCCACCACCGCCGGGCGUCGAUGAACGCGGCUUGGGUGGUGCACUUGUACCACGGCCACGCGGAGUACGUGCUCCUCCACAGCGCCGCCUACGGUCGCUACCUCGCCGCCACGGACGCGCCGGCGCCGCUAGGCCACCGCGGGCUCCGCGUCGAGCUGCGCGACUACGGACAGCCGGAGGUGCAGGCCAUCAUGUGGAAGGCCGACGGGGCCGACUCUGGGAACGACGUCCUUCUCUGGCAGUUCACCGGCCGCUGCCUCCGCGCCAACGGGAGGUACCUCAGCUGGAACAAUGGCGUCAGCGCCGAGGACAUCGAGGACACCUACAUCGUCAGCACGAUGAUGCACUGGGUAGUGGAGCCCAUCCCCGCCAGGGAGGGCACGCCUCCCCUUCCACGUCCGACUGGGCUUCCCUUCCCCGGAAUACUCACUGCCCUGCUGCCGUCGCGGCUGAUCGUGUACGUGCGGGCGGGCGCCGACGGGACCCUCAUGAACCACGGCGCGUUGGUGUUCAGGGGCAGGUCCGUGGUCCGGCUGAGGAAGAAGCUGGUCCGCCGGCUGGGUGACAUCAUGGACGUCUCCAACCUCGUCAUGUGCGUCGAAGCGGGUAGUUUCGGGCGUCUUACUCCACUGGUCGUCGACCUGCCCCGCAGUGUCCGGGGCCUCCACAUCGUCGUCUUCGCGGCCGCCCAUGCGGAGGUGCGGUACGCGGAUGUCGAUGCAUUGUAGAGAAAGAACAGAGAAGGACUCCUGACUGCCGCUUCACAGAUCAGUCCUUCAGAGUGUCGCGGCAGAAGUCACGUGAAUCCAAACUUUUUUGCACUGAGAUAGUGGUUCAGGAAAACCCAGCAGUUGUCGUAUUUCUGCAACGUACUAAACUUGGUCCAUUAUCCUGACAGUAGAAAAUCCAUUUUGGGUUGGUCUCGCUGUUCUAAAAUCCAGAAACUGCUUGGACAAUGAUGUGAUCACAUUAGUCUGUAAUGUUUGCGCUUCUUAUUCUGUUGCCGGCUGGGUUU
Molecule: messenger RNA, 1233 nt
Organism: Triticum aestivum (bread wheat)
Lineage: Eukaryota; Viridiplantae; Streptophyta; Magnoliopsida; Poales; Poaceae
Exons: 3
Coding region: 125-946 (273 amino acids)
Source: RefSeq, a predicted model, not a curated record